AUGGAAGAGGAUAAACGAAACCUAAUUUCUCAAGAAAUUAGCCUAUUCAGAGACAUUCGCAAGAAACCAGUAGAAGAAAAAGGCUCAGUUCUUCGACGAUGGAAGAGGAACUGGUUUGAUUUAUGGCUGGAUGGUAGCCUUUAUUAUUAUCAAGAUGAAAAUCGCAAUCAACUGGAAGACAGAAUCCAUCUAAAAAUAAAUUGCUUAAGUGUAAAGGUGGGAUAUGACUGCACAGGCGGAUUGCCACCCGAAGAAACCAGUAGGGAAUGUAUGCUGAUGAUUCACCUAAAAGACGGGUCAAAACUGACACUUAGUGCUGACAGCGCUGAUGAUGCACUGGCAUGGAAACUGGCUUUUCUGGAAGCAAAAUCCAAUGUGGUAUCUGUGUAUGAUCCUGCUGAUGAUCAUUAUCAAACCAUUGCUCCAAAUGCGUUUAACACCAUCUACAUCAAUCCAAGGAACUGCGCCUAUCAGUAUCCAGGAACAAGGAUGACAGGUGUGUGUUUUCAUCCGGAUCCCUGUGGCACCACAGGAGGACAGAUUGCACUGGGGAUGCUUGCUGGGGUUAUCACAGGCACUGUGCUGAGAUCACUUAUGUGGGCACCGUGUUGGUUCUGAAGUGAUGUUGCUGUUAAAGCAAUAACGUGCAAUGCUGGGCAAGUUUAAAGGACUUUAGUUACACAAGUUUAGUACCUUGGGCAUAAUUAGAAAUUAAAUAAUUAGUCGGCACUUUGGUUCCAAAUCAAAAUAAAAAAACUAAAUUCCUAAUGUAGAAUAGGAAAAAUUAAGUUUUGUGUACAAUUUUGUGUAG
Messenger RNA from Mobula hypostoma (lesser devil ray), 811 nucleotides. RefSeq names its product pleckstrin homology domain containing B1 (gene plekhb1). Gene Ontology annotation, biological process: regulation of cell differentiation. Lineage: Eukaryota; Metazoa; Chordata; Chondrichthyes; Myliobatiformes; Myliobatidae. The coding region runs from base 1 to 618 and encodes 205 amino acids. The record is from RefSeq and is a predicted model, not a curated record. Gene Ontology annotation, cellular component: membrane. The transcript has 6 exons.